Entrophospora candida is the source of this 2514-nucleotide messenger RNA. The record is from the annotation of a GenBank genome assembly. Lineage: Eukaryota; Fungi; Glomeromycota; Glomeromycetes; Entrophosporales; Entrophosporaceae.
AUGCCUCAAGGAAGUAAUCGAUAUAAAAAAUACUUUCAUGUUUUACCUGAUAAACCAAAUGCAGUGAAACAUCAAGACUUUAGAACUUGUGCGAAUACUUCUUUUUGCCGGCGUAAUAGAGCUUACGCUGACAAAAUAUCGGCUAAUCAUACAUUGUCGCCGUAUAUAGUACUUAAAGAAACUUUAAAGAUUAGUAAUGAUAAUGGUAUAUUAUCAGGAGAUUUAUUUAACAUUAAUAAUAAAAAAUAUUUUGUUUUUGAGCUACAUUUUUUGUUAAAUAAUGUUGCAAGAUUAAGAAUUGAUGAAAAGAGCCCUUUGAAACCUCGAUAUGAUCAAGCUAAAAUUUGGGCACUUGUAGAACAAGAAAAACCUUUGCGUCAUACACUGGAAUAUUCAUUAAUUACAUCAGAUGAUAACGAUCAUAAAUUUACAACAAUCACAUAUGGAGAACAGAGAGAUCAUAAAGUUGUAAUUCAUCAUUCACCAUUUCACAUUCAAUUCUUUUUGAAUGAUGUGCCAAUGAUCACACUAAAUGAACUUUUGGUAGAUCAAAGUAAUCAAGAAAAUAUCGUUAAAAAUGACAAUGAUGUUGUUGAAGAUGUAAAUGACACUUCAUUUAACGGAAAAACUGACACAAAACCAAAUGGACCAGAGUCUAUUGGUCUUGAUAUAAAUUUUCCAGGGUUUAGUCAUGUUUAUGGUAUACCAGAACAUGCAUCAACUCUUUCAUUAAAAGAAACACGAGGAGGCGAUGGUGCAUAUAAUGAGCCUUAUAGAUUAUAUAAUUUAGAUGUAUUUGAAUAUGAGCUGGAUAAUCCAAUGGCAUUGUAUGGAUCUAUCCCUUUUAUGAUUGCACAUCGUAAAGGUAAUUCAGCAGCUGUUUUUUGGUUGAAUGCUGCAGAAACUUGGAUAGACAUAACUAAAAGCAAAGAAGAAAAUUCUGGAUUAUCAAGAUUUCUUAAAUUUGGUAAAUCAAAUCACUUUCAUACGUCUACACAAACACACUGGUUUUCCGAAUCGGGUAUAAUAGAUGUAUUUGCAUUCCUUGGACCAACAACUUCCGAUAUAUUUCAACAAUAUGGAGACCUUACCGGAUUCACUGCCAUGCCAGCCUCAUUUGCAAUUGGCUAUCAUCAAUGUCGUUGGAAUUAUAUUGAUCAAAAAGAUGUUGAGGAAGUGGAUCAAGGAUUUGAUACACAUGAUAUUCCAUAUGAUGUUAUUUGGUUAGAUAUUGAACAUACUGAUUCUAAAAAGUAUUUUACAUGGGAUCUUGUAAAAUUUCCAGAACCAGUAAAAAUGCAAACAGAAAUUGGUCAUGAAAAUUAUUAUUUAUAUAAAGAAGCACUUGAUCAAGAUCUCUUUGUCAAAGAUGUUAAUGGUAAAGUGUUUGAUGCAUGGUGUUGGCCAGGUAGUUCAUCUUGGCCAGAUUUUAUUAAUCCAUUGACUUAUUUGUGGUGGCCAUCUGUCUUUAGUGGGCCUGAAAUUACAAUGCCCAAAGAUCUUAUUCAUUAUGGUGGUUGGGAACAUCGCAAUCUACAUAAUAUUUAUGGAUUAGUUUAUCAUAGUGCAACUUCAGUGGGUCUUAGUAAUAGAACAAAUCCUGCUAAGCGUCCAUUCGUGCUGUCUCGUGCAUUUUUUGCUGGUACUCAACGAUAUGGUGCUAUAUGGACAGGUGAUAAUGCUGCAAGCUGGGAUCAUCUGGCUAUUUCAACACCCAUGUUAUUGACUAUUGGAAUUUCUGGUGUACCUUUUUCAGGGGCCGAUGUUGGAGGAUUUUUUGGAAAUCCUGCACCUGAACUUUUGGUACGUUGGUAUCAAGUAGGUGCAUUUCAGCCAUUUUUCCGAGCACAUGCACAUAUUGAUACCAAACGCCGAGAACCUUGGUUAAUGGAUGAACCAUAUACUGGUUAUAUCCGAGAAGCAAUUAGAUCAAGAUACACAUUAUUACCUUUAUGGUAUACUUUAUUUUAUGAAGCUAGUAUUAAAGGAUUGCCUAUUAUAAGACCAAUGUUUGUGGUUUUUCCUGAUGAUGAGGAUGCAUUUGCAAUUGAAGAUCAAUUCUUUGUUGGAGAUUCAUUACUUGUAAAACCUAUUGUUAAAGAAGGUCAAACAUCAACUGAAAUAUAUUUUUCGGAGAAUGAUAUUUAUUAUGACUAUUUUACAUAUGAGAAAAUUAAAAUAAAUUCACAUAAAGCUGUUGAAAUUGAAGCACCUUUAGAUAAAAUCCCAGUUUUUAUUAAAGGUGGGUCUAUUAUUCCUCAACGUCAAAGAAUUCGUCGUAGUUCAGCUGCCAUGAUAUUAGAUCCAAUAACACUUGUGAUUGCGUUGGAUAAAAAGGGUGAAGCAAAUGGUUUUAAUAAUCAAAAAAUUCCAACAAAAAUAUUAGCAUAUCAUAAUGAUGAUUUAUCAACAAAAUACGCAUUAACAAUUAGUAGUAGUGAAACUUCUCAUCUUGUAAUUAAAGUAAUGAAAUUGUUAAUUACAAAAGACUGGACAAUUGAAUUUAUCAAAUAA